UUGUUGAUGUUGCAGUUCAAUUUAUGCUUUCGUGUCGGCCGGUCGCAAGCGCAGGAACGUGCUUGGUCGCUAACGAUUUAGAGAAAGAUAGUACGCGAUAGUUCGUCCGUGGGUCAUGUGAGAAUCGUUCUGAUCGUGAGUUGUACUUAGGAGUAUUUAGCUGUUUAGUGGAAAAAGAACACCGGAACAGCACUUCCCAUCGAAAAACGGAAACGUACGAAACAAGUUACGGAUGUGCACGAACCGCAGAUAUUGUGUACGCUAGUCGUCGUUAUUUCUGUGAAUGUAUCUUCGUGAAGUUAUUCGUUAUUUGAACGCAGAAACGAAAAGAGUUGAGUGUUAAGUGUGCAUUUCCUGCUGACGAUCAACAUUACCCAUCGCCGAUCGUCUUUCGAACGGAUAUAAAGGAUAGUUAGUGUGAGCGGAACAUCACGAAACGGUGAAAGGAUAUCUGCCAUUAGCAACACAAACCUCUCGUGCCUUUUUAUGGGCAAAAGCGUAAAACAACCCGUAUAAAGUGUUUGCUACUCUGAAUCAUCCCUCAUGCUGUAAGAACGUGCCGGUGCGUUUCUUACUUGACUUACUUUGUGAGUGCGGGAGUGCAUUGUGGAAGAUUUUGUCGACCGCUCAUACUUCCGGUAGGAAUUGGGCAAAAGCAAAAAAUCGGUGCAAAAGUAGUUGUUGGUGAUCCAUGGUGACUUGCCUUACGUUUUAUGGGCAUCAAACCUGUUCCCUCUCCGGGUAUGUGUGUGUGUAUGUUUGUGAAUAUGUGAGCCGGAGUUUUUGAGCGGGAAGGAAGAAGAAUAAGCGAUACAGCUCAGCCAAGGGAAGAAGGAGAAGAGAUAAAAAUAAAGCAGGCGAUAAGCAAACAACGACAGAUAGCUAGCUAAGGAAAAAUCUAACGACGUCAACGGAACCAACAUCGACGCUAUCGCGCUGCUCAAGUGCUGUGACAUAAGGGAAUUGACGGGGAUCGUUUGAAGGCGAAAAAAAAGCAUCGCACCAGCUACGAGGGCGGGAUAGAUAGUGAAGGAACCAAGCCACGGGAAAGGGGAAGUUUUCGCAGCAAGAGCAACGGCGGUGCAACAUAGUUGCACGGAAGAAGUGACCAUCAGUAGGUGGCACAGAACAGUCAAGGGCAGCUGCCAUAGCCAGGCGAGCGCGGUGAAACUUCUUACGCUUCAAAUGUGGUCCGACGCGAUGAGCACCUUGGCGAAGAUGUAUCCAAAGUUAAGUGCAGUCGAACUGUCAGCGAUCCUUAUGAAAGGAGCCGCCAUGUCCGCAUCGCUCGAACGAGACUCUGGAUUCAACUCGGGCAGUUCGGAGCACGAGGAUGAUCUGAAGUCGUUGGAUCAGAGCUCGCGCGAUGGAUUGAUCAGUCCCGAAAACAGUUCCGAAGACUCGGUCCCCGAAGCAAAGCUUGCAUCAUCAACCGCAAUAACGACGCAGGCUUCCUCGUUGGUUAAGAACAAGCGUAAGAGCACGGAACCGCUGCGUGUGGUGGCGGAGACGGAGCUGUUGGCACCGUUGAAGAAGCGCAAACGGUACGACGAAGAACGGCAGCACGCCGAAGAUCUACUCCAGCAGCAACACCAUCACGAGCAGGAUCACGAAGAGCUCGAUGCCGCCACCUCACCGGUUUCAUCAUGCCGCACCGCCACCAGCCCAUUUCGUCCCUGGGCGCCUUCAUCGAUGACACUGGAAGGAUCCACUGUGGUUCCCCUUCCAGCACCCUUUGUGCCUCCGUUUCCCAACCCGGCCGAUCUGCUUGUGCGUCAUCCCGCCGUCACGACAUUGCACCGGGCCGUCAGUAUCAAACCACUCGAACAGCUGCAACCGUUGGCCCUGGUGGCUAAAAAGAGUGCCUCUUCGUCAUCCUCCUCAAAAAAUCAAUCCCCACGACCAAACCCCCGAGCGUCAUCCCGUUCACCACAGCGUACUCCCGACUGGAAGGAGCUGCAGGAGCAACAUGGACACCUUCACAGCCAUGCACCAUCAGGCACUCUAUUUGUGCAGCCGCGUGCACCUCCUUCGCUCGAUGACACCAACGAUUCGAUCACGGAUCAUGAGUCAUCGAUUCCUUCCGGUGGUGGACAUGGCAAGUCUUCCGGUGGUGGUGCCGGUUCGCAAACGCGCAACUACAAAAACAUGACGCGCGAAAGGCGAAUCGAGGCGAAUGCACGCGAGCGAACCCGGGUGCACACGAUCUCGGCCGCGUACGAGAAGCUCCGGCGAGCUAUACCGGCCUACUCGAACGCACAGAAACUCUCGAAGCUGUCGAUCCUGCGUAUCGCGUGCUCGUACAUCCUAACGCUCAGCCGGAUGGCGGGAGAAGAUUACAGCGAGGACGGUUCCGAGCCAUCGAUCGCCGACUGUGUCGAGAUGGUGACGAAAACGAUCCAAACCGAGGGUAAGAUACGCAAGAAGAAGGAUGAAUGAGAGGAGCCGGUUGCACAGGGCGAUCGGUGCUUCGGGGGGAUUGAGAUGGUUCCAGUGCAAAGCAGUUGGAUGUCUCGUCCGGGUUCUGAGCGACAUUUAGGUUUGUUAUGUGUUUUUGUGUCUGCAUUUGUCGGUGCCGUCGGUGCUUUUGAACGGAUAGUUCAAACUCUCAGGUCGACGAUUCAUCGGCGUCAAUUCGCGUAAGCGUAGAUGGUGUGUCAUUGUCUUUCGUUUCACUUUUGUUUUAAACUAAAUAUUAAACUCGGUACUGAUUGUGCAUUGACUGAUUUGCAAGGAAAAGGAAUUCUUAAUGCACAGCAAAAUAGUUGCGAGAUGAACGUGUAAGCGUGUAAACACUGGAGUACAAAUGUAGGUUUGAAGUAUUGAAACUUCAAGCAAGAUCUUUCACAACUACAAAAAAGGUGCCACAAUUUUGCUGAAACUCACCAAAUGACAAUAAAUGAUUGCAGGGAAAGAAGAGUCAAGAAUAGCCAGCAAACAAACAAACAAACGAAAAAUACAUCAAAACCAAACCAAGCGCAUCCUCAUGCUUUCGGAUGGCAGCCAAACGUAAAAGUGCCAUACAAUGUAAUAACGCGCAAGUGGCAAACACGGUCAACAAGGAGCAGGUCUACAGUGGUGAUAUCUUGUAGGAGAAUAGAGGACACCAUUGCCAAACAAAGGUAGGACAGAGCUAGGGUGGCAAACCAUGCAACGCACUCACAUACAGUUACAGCUGGUUCCGCGUUCCUAGGCGUGUUGUCGUUGGCGAGUCAAAGUCCACUGGACGACAGUAUAAGCACGAGGAGUGUCAUAUUCGUGCUAGUAGCUUAGCGCCAGUCCCGAAAAUAAAGUAGUCCAUAACGCCUCCCGUUUAGCGUCUCAGUCGUUAUUAUCACGUUCGAGGUGCAGCAGCAUCAACGGUAACUCCCUGAGCCAGGGGGCCCGCGGGAGAAAGUUUUGUUGCGAAAAAUCUCGUCCGUACAGUUUUGUUUUCUUAAAUAGUUGACGGUUUCCGGCCACUUCACCACCACCAACACAGCCAUAUUAAGUCGUAAGUGGGUCCGAAGAAUGAUCCGUGAGUCAUGCUGGGUGGCGCUGCAUUAAGUCAUGCUCGAGUCAAAAGGGCUCGGCCACUAUAGGUUAGAUUGCUCGCACCGGUUAAAUGCAGGCAACAAUGGCGACCUAGUUUUUUGUACAUACAUAUUUGCUGAUUGUUUUCGAAAAACACAACGCAUCGGAUUUAGCGGUAACAAAGUGGACAUUAAGCAUAGCGAUGUAAGCGCGUCUUGUUUUGUAAUACUUACAAAAUCGACUAGGUACCUUAGGAGUGUUAAGGUUAAACUAUAUACAAAUAUUGUGAUUGAGCGGUACGAGCGAUGAGAACAGAACGAUGAUCUACGAAACAACUACAAGUUUGUGAGAUACUGGAAAAAAGGAAAACAAAAAAGGUGACAAAAGAAAAAAAAAGCAAAUAAAAUAUUUUUGUAUGAAAUAAUGAAACGAA
Messenger RNA from Anopheles stephensi (Asian malaria mosquito), 3946 nucleotides. RefSeq lists its product as uncharacterized. The coding region runs from base 1186 to 2439 and encodes 417 amino acids. Gene Ontology annotation, molecular function: protein dimerization activity; DNA-binding transcription factor activity. The transcript has 2 exons. NCBI's taxonomy places the organism in Eukaryota, Metazoa, Arthropoda, Insecta, Diptera, Culicidae. The record is from RefSeq and is a predicted model, not a curated record.